Gadus macrocephalus (Pacific cod) is the source of this 3231-nucleotide messenger RNA. It is a transcript of the gene slc47a3, whose product is annotated as solute carrier family 47 member 3. The record is from RefSeq and is a predicted model, not a curated record. Gene Ontology annotation, biological process: xenobiotic detoxification by transmembrane export across the plasma membrane. Bases 74 to 1765 code for a protein of 563 amino acids. Gene Ontology annotation, molecular function: antiporter activity; xenobiotic transmembrane transporter activity. The transcript has 18 exons. Lineage: Eukaryota; Metazoa; Chordata; Actinopteri; Gadiformes; Gadidae. Gene Ontology annotation, cellular component: membrane.
AAGUGCUGUGUUUAAAAGCGGAAGACAAGUAGACAGCCGCUCCCGGUGGGAAACCACACACACGCGGUGUAAGAUGGAGCAUUACGACGCCACGACCGGAUCUGUGUUCUUUUCGCGGACGGGCUGCUGUCAUGAUAUUUCGCGGGGGCUUCGACGGAUUCCUAUUGGAUUUAAAACAGAACUUGUGGUACUGUUUAAACUGGCCUGGCCAAUGUGUAUAUCUCAGAUGCUCACCUUCCUCGUGAGUUUCGUCAGUACAGUCUUCUGUGGGCACCUGGGGAAGACCGAGCUUGCUGGAGUGGUCCUUGCCAUCGGCGCGAUCAACGUCACAGGUAUAUCGAUUGGGGCUGGCUUGUCAUCUGCAUGUGAUACCCUCAUAUCUCAGACGUUUGGGAGCGGGAAUGUGCUGCAGGUGGGCCUGGUGGUGCAGCGGGCCAUCCUCAUCCUGCUUCUGGCCUGUCUCCCCUGCUGGGCGUUGCUGGUCAACACAGAGCUGAUCCUGCUGGCCGUCCGUCAGAGCCCCGAGGUGGCCCGGUUGUCUCAGACCUACGUGAAGAUCUUCAUGCCGGCCCUGCCUGCUUCCUUUAUGUAUUCAUUGGAAGUAAGGUAUCUGCAGAACCAGGCCAUCAUAUGGCCAACGGUGAUCACCGGAGUUGUGGUUAAUAUCAUCAAUGCCCUCAUCAACUACAUCCUUCUCUACGUCCUGGAUAUGGGAGUGGCAGGUUCAGCUAUAGCCAAUGCAGUCUCCCAGUUUGCCAUGGCUGGGAUUCUGUUUCUCUACAUAUGGAGGAGAGGUCUUUACAAGGCCACCUGGUCAGGCUGGUCCAGGGAGUGUCUGACCGAGUGGGGCGCCUUCAUGGGCCUGGCCAUCCCCAGCAUGAUCAUGUUGUGCGUGGAGUGGUGGACCUACGAGAUGGGAAGCUUCCUGGCAGGUUUAAUCAGCGAGGUGGAGCUGGGAGCUCAGGCGGUCGUGUUUGAACUGGCAAAUCUGGUUAUUAUGUUCCCCCUAGGGUUUGGCGUCGCGGGCAGUGUGAGGGUAGGGAACGCCCUGGGUGCCGGGGAUACAGAGCAGGCCAAGCUGUCCGCUAAGCUGACCAUCCUCUGCUCAGUACUCAUUUCGUCGUGCCUGUCGGUCGUCAUAGCGAUCCUGAAGGACCGCAUAUCAUAUAUGUUUACGUAUGACGAGGAGAUCCGGCUGAGGGCUGCCGAAGUGGUGGCCCUGUACGCACCGUUCCUCAUCCUGGAUGCGCUGGCGCUGUCCGCAGGCAGCAUCGUCAGAGGAGCAGGGCGGCAGCGGGUCGGCGCGCUCUGUGGCCUCCUGGGGUACUACGGCGUGGGCUUCCCCAUCGGCGUCUCUCUGAUGUUCCCCGCCAAACUCGGCAUCAAGGGUCUGUGGCUUGGCUUGCUGGUUUGUGUGGCUCUGCAGUCCACCUUCCUACUCGGUUACUUGUUCAGGAUGGACUGGCAGAAGGUCACCGUGGAGGCUCAGGUCAGAGCUGGGGUUUCAGGGAACGUUCCGGAAACACUCCCUUCAGCCCCAGGGGGUGAGGAAGGCCCUCCAGGGCGUGAGGAAGGCCCUCCACUGCUCCGGGGGAGGGCCACAGAGGAGGAGGAGGACCCGGCCGCCCCGCCCCUCCGCCCGGCGCCGCCCCGCCCCUCCCUCCCCCGCCUGCUGCUGCGCUGCAGCCCGGCGCUGGGCGCCAUGCUCGCCAUCCUCCUCACGGGGAUCCUCACUGACUGGCUGAUCCCUCGCACGGUCACAUGACCCUCCCCCGCCCUCCUGACCCCUCAACCACCUGCUGACCCCUGGCGUGGUCACAUGACCCGCCUCACCCAAGCCGGAGAGUCUGGGUUCUAGAGCAGUAUGGAGGAGGAGGCGUUCCACCAGGGGGCGCUGCUGUCCCUCCAGUCCAAAGGAGAGACCCGCUGGUCAAGGGAGAGACGUCACUCGGACGCCAUUUAUUAUUGUUUUUUCAUGUGUUGUGUUGUUUUCAUACGUUUUAUACACAUUAAUGUCAUGCAAACAAAUGCAGAUCAGCUUUAAAACAUGACGCUGAUGACUGGGGGAUCCCGAUCGGGUUGUUUUGGAAUACGAGUGGAGAUAAAGAUAGAGCCAGGGUCUGUUGGGUCGGGGGGGUCCGCUAUCCGCGGGAGACCCACGUGGUAGGCACGCCCGGGGCCGGCGUGGUGUCCAUGACGUUAGCCCCCCCCCAGGGUCCUGUUGCUCUCUGAGGGGGGGGCCGGGGACUCAGGGAGGGGCACCUGAUAGUGGACCAUCAGCCCCACCACCAGGAGCAGAACCAUGAGUACCGUGGUGAAGCCCCGCCUAAGGACCAGCUGGGUGGGGGAGAGCUGCUUCCUGGGCCCCUGGGCGGCCCCCGACCGCUGGACUGGAGGGCCCCCGUCCGGCCGUUUCUGGUCCUCCGAGAGGAGACCGUUCACCGGCUGUAGUGGGAACACAGACCCAGCAUCACGCUGAUAUAUGGUGUGUGUGUGUGUGUGUGUGUAUGGUAUGUGUGUGAUGUGUGUCUAUAAAUAUGUGUGUGUGUGUGUCUAUAAAUGUGUGUGUGUGUUUGUGUGUGUGUGUGUUAGUAUUUGGUCUUUGUUUUCUCUGUUUAUUUGGUGCUGAGUGGAAGCCUACUACAGGAACUGAAACCCACAAAAGAAGCAGCCGUUUUCUGUUUAGUCGUUUCGCAGUCACUCUAAACCAAAUGGCUUUGACUGAACCUUUGUUGUGAGUGUUUGAAUAAGCCCACGGCACUCACGCUGCCGUUGCUGCUGGCACUCUGGUUGGAGGUUUCUGGGUUCAGAGGAUCCACCUGCAUGUUCUUCUUACCUCGCUUCACUGCCUUGGAACACAGGAUUACAAAGAAAUACUCUUUACCAAAUCUGUAGUCCUGACCGAUUACUAACCAAAGAAGCCAUUUGUUAAUUAAGCUAGACUUUAAGCUACACUUUGAUCAAAAACGACUCAGGUGAGACUGAGAUUGAUUUAUCAAUCAAUCAAUAAAUAAAUAAAUCAACUUCAGAGUGGCGUGUUGGUCACCCAUCCAAAGGACAAUGAGCAGCUUUCAGUUAUGUGUACCAUAAUAGCUCAGUGUAUUUUCCAAAGACUUAAUGUACCUCCUACUGUUUGUAAAUACAUUUCCCAUGCACCAUAGCAUGGAUGAGGGAAUGAAGGUGGUGCUUGAGAGUAAUGCAAUUAUAAUAAAAGAUAGUUGUUUACAUUCA